GAACGGUAUCGGAGUGACCGGAGAUUCGGAUGGUGAAGCGGGGUGUUGUAAAUAAUUGGGGAGAGUGAGGGGGGCCUCGGGACCACGGAUCUUCGUCACUACUCCGUACCGGUGCGUACGGAAAGUAUAAAGCUCGUGCAUCCUCGGCUUCACUUGGCUUCAAUGUCCCAUUGACGCGGUCUUCGAUAUAUACGUUAAGAAUUCAACGCACGUUCGGCAACAUCCUCACAUCAUGGCUCAAGUUCUCAUCGUCUACCCCUCGGGGCCCUCCUUCGACUUGGAUUACUACCUCAAGAAACACAUGCCCUUGGUAUCCGAACUAUGGACACCUCACGGGCUGCUCAGCUGGGACGUGCUCACCUUCCAGGCUGACGCGCCCUACCAGGUGCAGGCCACCUUGUACUGGGAGUCUCUCGAGGCCUUUGAGAAGGCGGCCGGCCAAGAGGUUACUGCCAAGAUCUUUGGCGACAUUCCCAACUACACAACUGCGCAGGCGGUUAUCCUCAAGGGCAAGGUUGUCGCGAAGAAGUCGGAUUGAGGCGCUUGGACGCAGAGUGAAAGGCGCAGCAUCGAGGAGGGCCAGUGUGCUAUGAACAUAUUCAGCACAAGAAAGGGUUCGAAUCUCGAUCGAUAUGUGUGUAGCUGUAUAUUCAGACUUUGUGCCUGAUGUCGACGGUCGGGGUGCAUGUCCGAUGGUCGUUUGUCAGGCCGUGAUAGUUCUAGUGCUUACG
Molecule: messenger RNA, 731 nt
Organism: Emericellopsis atlantica
Lineage: Eukaryota; Fungi; Ascomycota; Sordariomycetes; Hypocreales; Bionectriaceae
Exons: 3
Coding region: 233-538 (101 amino acids)
Molecular function (GO): oxidoreductase activity
Source: RefSeq, a predicted model, not a curated record